AUGCUAAUUCUUUAUUCCGCGGAUAGAAACAUUGUCAGCAGCGGUCCGUCGGUGGUCCGAGGGCUGGCAUCCGAGAAAUCCAAUGUCGAAUUUCUAAACUCGUUACGAUAUAAUUUCGUCUCUGCGCAGGAGAUCGAGCCGUCACAUACCAACAUUCCAUGCGAAGAUACCCAUUCGCCGCCCCAGAAACUCUCGUAUAGCGACUAUACCACCUGGACGGCCAGGGAAGAAGACACUCUUUACAUACCUUCGCUCGACUUCUCGUUGCCCGGCUUGUCCGAGGACCGUUCGCAGUAUGAUAUAACAGUGAAGCUUUUCUAUUUGCCCGGCGUUCCGGCGCAACGGAGGUGCCAGCAUGCACGCGAAGCAAUUAACCUGGUUCUGAAGGAGUUGCAUAUUAGCUCCAUAGACCUGUUGAUCGUCUCGUUUCCAGAGGUAUCCUUUGAUGCGGAUGAUGACGGGGAAGAGGAAAUUUCAAACGGUGACGAGACGGAGUCGGACUUUGAUAACAUUGUCAAGACGUGGCGAGCCCUAGAGUUGAUGCACGAGCAAGGGACGAUCGCACAGCUUGGGAUCGCAGAAUUCGACAGUUCGCGGCUCACCAAGUUUCUGGCAGAAACCAAAGUCCGGCCGAGCGUUGAUCAGAUCAACGUCAAAGACUGUUGUGUCGUACCGAAAUCGUUAAUCAUCUAUGCAAAGCAGGAGAAUAUCGAGCUUCUGACACAUAAUGAUUGCACCGAUAUCCUGCCACGGGGUACGACCCGAGACUUGCUCUCUCGUGGAGAAAACGGUGCCGGUAUCCUGGCUGCAACGGCAGAUGCCGAUGACGGUGGUAUAAAGGGUGAUAUUGAGCCACAGUGGGUUAUUAAGUAUACUGCCGUGGUGAAGGAUAGAGGCGUGAUUGAAAAUAAGGGUUAUUUCGCACUCGCCGAAGUAGGGCCUUGA
This is a messenger RNA of Arthroderma uncinatum, 945 nucleotides long. RefSeq lists its product as uncharacterized. The transcript has a single exon. Gene Ontology annotation, molecular function: enzyme regulator activity; glutamate-cysteine ligase catalytic subunit binding. Gene Ontology annotation, cellular component: glutamate-cysteine ligase complex. Bases 1 to 945 code for a protein of 314 amino acids. The record is from RefSeq and is a predicted model, not a curated record. Gene Ontology annotation, biological process: glutathione biosynthetic process. Lineage: Eukaryota; Fungi; Ascomycota; Eurotiomycetes; Onygenales; Arthrodermataceae.